GCUGCUGCUGGCUGCUACGUGUCCGCUCCGCUGCGUUACGUUACGUUACGCCAGCUUACGUCUCGCUACGUUUCGUUCUCUGAGAUACUUCUGGUCGGUUUUCCGCGAUCUCAUCCAGUGGAUAAGAAGCCGGCGGACGGCGAUAAUAGCCUCUGUUCGCAGCGUGAAAAUUAUCAAGUUCAAAACUCAAUGCGGCGCGGCGAGGGAUAAAAUAAAAAAGAAAAUAUACAAAUAAAUCCCAAAACAAAGAUCGUAAAAUAACAAGUGUAUUUUUGUGUGCCAGUGUAUCUGUGACGCUCAAACAGCAGUGUAACCAAAUAGAAAAUAAGAGUAAUAAUACUCGGCCAAAACGUAUUGUGUGGGUAAACAAACAAGUUAAGCAGCCAACGCAAAACAGCAAAAAUCCAGUCAGAAAGGAAAUGUAGACCGGGCAGGCCGAACUCGGAACGAAUCCUGCAACCGCGAAUGUCACUCCUAGGAAAGCCGCUGAACUACAACCGCGGCACCCGCCGCGAUGUUCGCUACCGGCGCCUCCAGAGUCGCCUCUACAACUUCCUGGAGCGGCCCCGCGGCCUGCACGCCAUCUUCUACCAUGUGAUGGUAUUUCUGAUGGUGUUCACCUGCCUGGCGCUCAGUGUGUUUUCCACCAUCAAGGAGUACGAAGACGACGCCGUCUACAUCCUGUUCCGCAUGGAGAUCCUGGUGGUCAUCUGGUUCACGAUGGAAUUCGGAGCUCGACUGUGGUCAUCGGGCUGCCGAUCGCGAUACCAGGGAUGCCUGGGUCGGAUGAAGUUCGUGAAGCGACCAUUCUGUAUUAUAGAUAUCGUCACCAUUUUAGCCUCAAUUGUAGUAUUAGGGAUGGGCACCUCGGGCCAGGUGUUCGCCACGAGUGCUUUACGUGGCCUCCGGUUCUUUCAGAUUCUUCGGAUGGUGCGCAUGGAUCGACGGGGCGGCACCUGGAAGUUGCUCGGAUCGGUUGUAUACGCACAUAGACAGGAGCUGAUAACAACCAUGUACAUAGGGUUCUUAGGUCUAAUCUUUGCAUCAUUCCUGGUCUACAUGUGGGAGAAGGACGUAAAUGACAAGUUUAGCAAUUUCGCCCAGGCCCUCUGGUGGGGAGUGAUAACGCUCUGCACAGUGGGCUAUGGAGAUAUGGUGCCCAUCACCUGGCAGGGCAAGUUAAUUGCCUCCUGCUGUGCUCUUCUGGGAAUCUCCUUCUUCGCUCUUCCUGCGGGCAUCCUUGGAAGUGGAUUUGCUCUGAAAGUGCAGCAGCAGCAGCGACAGAAGCACAUGAUCCGGCGUCGCCAGCCGGCGGCCACUCUAAUCCAAGCCGUGUGGCGAUGCUAUGCGGCCGACGAGCAUUCCGUGUCGGUGGCCACGUGGAAUAUCCACCGGGUUGCCCUGCCCAGUCCGCCGGCUUCUUCUGAAAACUGGGAGCGAUUAUUAAAAAACAUAACUGAAUAUAGACGGGCGUCCUCCAGCUUUAAGCACAACACAUCCUUCGUGGCCCGGCUGCCCACCAUCCGGCGGCACAAGAGCCAGACGAUCCAGACUCCGGGCGGAGGUGACGGCGGCGGAGUGUCCAAGCCGCCGGGCUCGUCGAGGGCCUCCACGAGGUACACCCGCACCAUCCGGGACAUCAAUGCGUCCGUGGAGAAUCUGGCCAGCCAGCCUGCGUCGCUGGCCAACUGCCAGCUGAGCUCGAGUGCCGGCUCCCUGGCCCAGUUUCCUGAUCGGGAUCGGGAUCGGGAUCAGGAUCGGAAUGGGGAUGGGGAUCAGGCUGAGGAGCAGGCCAAGGCUGCGAGUGGUUCCUGGAGAAACCUCACCAUUCCGGUGGUGCUCUACGGUUUUCUGCAUGGCAACUUCUUGGGCUCGACGCUUUCGCUGCGCAAUCCACGGGUGGCUCCGGCCGACGAUCGGGAUCUGGAGGCUGGCCGGGAGGAGGAAGAGGUCCACAAAGAUACUUGCCAGCGGAGCAACACCUUGCCGCUGCCCCUUAAAGAGGGCAGUGGGAGUCCCACUUCCAGUCCGAAUCCCAGUCCGGGCAGUGGACGGACAGGUCGCUUUUUUGCGGCUGCAUCGCACUUUCUGGAGACCGGAUUCAGCAACCCAAAUCCGACGAUCGAAGUGGCAAAUGAGGAGGACGAGCCGCGCUGCACGCAGCUAACCAACCGGCACAAAACCGCCAUCAGGUUUAUACGCAAGCUCAAGUACUUUGUGGCGCGAAGGAAAUUCAAGGAGGCCUUGAAACCCUACGACGUUAAGGAUGUCAUGGAGCAGUAUGCAGCCGGACACGUGGACUUGUUGGGUCGCGUUAAAAUGCUACAUUUGCGCUUGGAUCAAAUCCUGGGCAAACAAGGCUCCAAGGCCAAGGAUGUCUAUGCAUCCAAAAUAAGCUUAGCCUCCCGCGUGGUUAAAGUCGAGCGGCAGGUGGCUGAUAUCGAAGAGAAGCUGGACGUGCUGAUCAAGGCGUACAUGGAGGAUCGUGAUAGAUUCCUGGCUCUUCCGCUGCCAGCCAAGCCCAAAAUACAUUCCAUUAGUCCUAGCCACAAACCCCUGCACCACGCCCACAACCUGGCGAUGAUCGAUGUGUGGAAACGGACCGCGGCACUCAGUGUGCAUCCGGAGCAGGUGACCACCACACCCUUGCUGAAUGCCUCGGCCACAGAUGGCUCCGAGCUGCGAUCCCUGACAUCCACGCAAACGCUGACGACGACAACCGAUGCGAUCGCCACACAAACCCCCUUGCCGCCGCACAUGCAGCAUACAGCGACCAAUACAAAGUCUUCCGUGCUCAACUCAUAUCAGCUGGGGUCUGAGAAGCAGCAGCACAAUGAUGUUUUUAUGACUGAAUUAGAGAAUAGAACCAAAAAACGCGUAACGUUAAGCCUACAUAGAUCCACAUCGGAGCCGUAUAGCAAGCAGGAGCAGCGGAUCAACAUACCCGAUGAGGGAGCCGAGUCCCUGGACAGCAGUGCUAAGCCAACGCCGCCAGAUAGUUCAAUUAUACUAAUCGAUGAGUACGAGGACUUCGAGGAGGAGGAUCUGAACUGUGAGGGCGAAUUGGAUCAUUUCCCCUCCUGGGAGAUCGACAGUGAUAUUGGGGUGGAAGUGGACGUGGACGCGGAUGCCGAUGGCGACUGUGAUGAGUCCACCGAGGACACAGCCCUGCUGCAGUGUGCCACGCGCACCGCCAUUGUUAUAACACCAAUUAGCCCAGUAAGCUCCGCACACAAUCUUCAGCAAUUAAAUGACCAAACUACAACGCUUAAUAAAUCAAAUUUGCUUCCGCCAGACUCUGGCUAGUUAAUUGCAAUUAAACCUAGCCUAAAUGUAGUUAUUACAUUAUCAUUAGAAUUA
This is a messenger RNA of Drosophila subpulchrella, 3360 nucleotides long. It is a transcript of the gene KCNQ, whose product is annotated as potassium voltage-gated channel subfamily KQT member 1. Lineage: Eukaryota; Metazoa; Arthropoda; Insecta; Diptera; Drosophilidae. Bases 466 to 3306 code for a protein of 946 amino acids. Gene Ontology annotation, cellular component: membrane. The transcript is spliced from 19 exons. Gene Ontology annotation, biological process: transmembrane transport; potassium ion transport. The record is from RefSeq and is a predicted model, not a curated record. Gene Ontology annotation, molecular function: voltage-gated potassium channel activity.